AUGGAAUACCAAAUUAGUACAAGUCAACCUACUGCUAUUAGUUCUGAUGAUGAAUGGGACCUGUUCGAAACAAGUCAAGAUGAUUCUGAAUCUUCGAAUGAAAGUAUUCAGGAUCCAGAAUAUCUAUUGACAUGGAAGUUUAACGAACAACCAAUAGUAUUAAAUGUUGAUGAAAUUACAGAAGAGAUUGAAGAAAUUGAUGAGCCCCGAUUGGUUAAAUUAGGUAGAGCGAAUGUGGAAAUUGUAUCUAAAAUUAAAUAUCGACUUGAAUUUGAAGAAUAUCUAGAGACUUCCGAGGAUGGAGUUGCUUGUGUAUAUAAUGUAGCCAGUAUGGAUACUGAAAAAGCUCUUGAGAUUUUUGAUCUUAAGAAUAUUCAGUAUUCAUAUAAAGAUGGAACUACUCAUGAAAGUGUUUUUUGUCCUUUCUUAAAUACAAAAGUUUACAAAGAAACAAGAACAUGCCGUGGUGUUAAAAUAUGUCAAUUUGCAGCACCUGAAUUAACCACAAUGACACAUAUAUCACACAUAAAGUACUAUGUAGGUUUGUUUCCUCAAACUGGUAUUCAAUGUAAUGGCAAACCUAAACUUAAUACGCAUUAUCAGGAUGAUACUUCUGUACCUACUUACUUUAUUGGUUGUGAGAAUUUUAAAAAUAGUGAACGUGGUCAUCGAUACCAAAGUUUAUCUGGACGCAUUAAUAUUGAGUAUUUAAAAAAACUUUUUCGUGAGCAUAUAUAUUAUAAUAAUGGAAUUACUGAAGAAAUUUCAGAUUCAAUUCGACAUUGUUAUAUGAUACUUCCUUAUAGUGCAAAAGCAAAAAAAUGCUCUUAUAUUCAUACUACAGAAAACAGUGAAGUUGCUCAAGGAUUAAUUCAAACAAAAUCAAAAUGUCCUGUUAAAUUUUGGCAUUAUGUACCCAAAGAUCUUGAAAAUUCAAUCCAAAAUGAUUUAAAAGAUAUAAUUGCAGAAGAGGAUAUUUUAGAUUUAACUGCUAGGAAAUUAAUUACUCGUACAUCGAUGCAACGAUUUCUUAAAGGAGUUCCACUUUCAGAACUACAUCCAUCAUUAAAUAAUAGAUCAAAAAUUGAGCAUAUGAUUGCAACAAAACGUCAUGCUGAACAUCCAUAUGGUCAAGAUAUUAUGGGUGUUGCGCAUAUACUUUUGAAACAAAAACAAGAUAAUGAUGAUGAUCUUUAUAUUAGAACUAUCUGUAGAGCGAAUGUGGAAAUUGUAUCUAAAAUUAAAUAUCGACUUGAAUUUGAAGAAUAUCUAGAGACUUCCGAGGAUGGAGUUGCUUGUGUAUAUAAUGUAGCCAGUAUGGAUACUGAAAAAGCUCUUGAGAUUUUUGAUCUUAAGAAUAUUCAGUAUUCAUAUAAAGAUGGAACUACUCAUGAAAGUGUUUUUUGUCCUUUCUUAAAUACAAAAGUUUACAAAGAAACAAGAACAUGCCGUGGUGUUAAAAUAUGUCAAUUUGCAGCACCUGAAUUAACCACAAUGACACAUAUAUCACACAUAAAGUACUAUGUAGGUUUGUUUCCUCAAACUGGUAUUCAAUGUAAUGGCAAACCUAAACUUAAUACGCAUUAUCAGGAUGAUACUUCUGUACCUACUUACUUUAUUGGUUGUGAGAAUUUUAAAAAUAGUGAACGUGGUCAUCGAUACCAAAGUUUAUCUGGACGCAUUAAUAUUGAGUAUUUAAAAAAACUUUUUCGUGAGCAUAUAUAUUAUAAUAAUGGAAUUACUGAAGAAAUUUCAGAUUCAAUUCGACAUUGUUAUAUGAUACUUCCUUAUAGUGCAAAAGCAAAAAAAUGCUCUUAUAUUCAUACUACAGAAAACAGUGAAGUUGCUCAAGGAUUAAUUCAAACAAAAUCAAAAUGUCCUGUUAAAUUUUGGCAUUAUGUACCCAAAGAUCUUGAAAAUUCAAUCCAAAAUGAUUUAAAAGAUAUAAUUGCAGAAGAGGAUAUUUUAGAUUUAACUGCUAGGAAAUUAAUUACUCGUACAUCGAUGCAACGAUUUCUUAAAGGAGUUCCACUUUCAGAACUACAUCCAUCAUUAAAUAAUAGAUCAAAAAUUGAGCAUAUGAUUGCAACAAAACGUCAUGCUGAACAUCCAUAUGGUCAAGAUAUUAUGGGUGUUGCGCAUAUACUUUUGAAACAAAAACAAGAUAAUGAUGAUGAUCUUUAUAUUAGAACUAUCUGCUUUUUUGACAAUAGUCAAUACUUAAUAUUAUGUGAUUAUAAAAGUCAAAUGAAAUAUUUGGCAAAUUCUUUGUAUUUUGAAAUAGAUAUGAGUUUUAAACAUGAACUUUUUACCUGUGUGGAACAAGAUUGUGGACAUUCUGUUGAGUUUCAACAUAUCCAUAGUCGUGAAAUUGAAUACAUUUUAGCUGAUGAGCAUUAUGGUCAAGCAUUAGGUUUGGGUCAAUAUUUAGCUGAAAGAUUUCCAAUUUUUAACGCUACUGAACAUUUAGAACGAAUUUAUAAAUUAUCAUAUGAAGUUAUGAAUACUCUUGAAUUUCUCGAACAUUGUGAAAUACCUGGUAUAGCUAAUUGGGUACAAGAUAAAAAACAACCAUGGAUACUUGCUGGCUUGUCUCCUGCUUUUACUAAAAUGGAGCAAACAAUUUGGACUAGUACACCAUUUACAACGAAUGCUGGAGAAUCAGCUCAUACAAAUAUCAACAGAAAUGGACAUAAUUUAUCUUUAUUGGCUGCUAUUAAUAA
Molecule: messenger RNA, 2723 nt
Organism: Racocetra persica
Lineage: Eukaryota; Fungi; Glomeromycota; Glomeromycetes; Diversisporales; Gigasporaceae
Source: the annotation of a GenBank genome assembly